Cynocephalus volans (Philippine flying lemur) is the source of this 3578-nucleotide messenger RNA. It is a transcript of the gene TTLL3, whose product is annotated as tubulin tyrosine ligase like 3. NCBI's taxonomy places the organism in Eukaryota, Metazoa, Chordata, Mammalia, Dermoptera, Cynocephalidae. Gene Ontology annotation, molecular function: protein-glycine ligase activity, initiating. The record is from RefSeq and is a predicted model, not a curated record. The transcript is spliced from 14 exons. Gene Ontology annotation, biological process: cilium movement; protein polyglycylation; cilium assembly. Gene Ontology annotation, cellular component: microtubule cytoskeleton; axoneme. The coding region runs from base 1 to 3006 and encodes 1001 amino acids.
AUGCGGGGCCCCGGCCCGGCGCUUCCCCUGGGCUCAGGGGAGCUGGGGCCGGCGCGCCGGGGCUCGGCCGCCUGGUGCCGGCAGGAGGGCGGCCCGGUGUGCAGCUGGCCGCGGAAGCCGCAGCCGUGCGGAGCACGCACAAGUUCCCCCUCCCCGUGGCCCUGGGCGCGCCGCUCCGGGCUCCGGCCGCCCGGAAGGCUGCCAUGGCCGGGGCCCACCUCCGCCGGGCCGCAGGAGUCCUGCGCGGGCGGCCCCCUCCGGGCCUUCGAGACGCCCCCCCGCGACUCCCCGCACACCCCGGCCUUGGAGGAUCCUCCGCGGCAGGACGGUUCCCUUGUCCUCUGGCCAGGAUUCUCCAAGGCGUCUCACCACAUGGGCCGGCUCAGAAACGCAAAAAUCCACGUGGACAGAGCUGUCAAGCAGAAAAAGAUCUUUAUGAUCCAAGGCCGCUACCCCGUGAUCCGGUGUCUCUUGCGCCAGAGGGGCUGGGUGGAGAAGAAGAUGGUCCAUCACACAGGAACCAUCCUGCCACCACCCCAGAAGGAUCUGGAUAGUUCAGUGAUGGGUGACAGCGACACUACUGAGAACGAGGAUGAAGACAAGGAUGAGGAGUUCCAGCCACCACCGCUGUUGGACUUCGAUGAUUUACUGGAAUUUGAUGACCUGGAUGGGACACAUGCUCUGAUGUCCCGCAUGGUUCGGAACGAGACCCCCUACUUCAUCUGGACCUCUCGGCGGGACGUGCUGGACUGUCGCUUCCUCUCCAAGGAUCAGAUGAUAAACCACUACACCCGGGCUGGCUCCUUUACCACAAAGGUGGGUCUAUGUCUCAAUCUCCGGAAUUUGCCAUGGUUUGAUGAGGCUGAUGCUGACUCCUUCUUCCCACGCUGCUACCGCCUGGGGGCUGAGGAUGACAAAAAAGCCUUCAUAGAGGACUUCUGGCUGACAGCUGCCCGCAACGUCCUCAAGCUGGUGGUGAAGUCUGAAUGGAAGUCAUACUCUAUCCAGGCAGAAGAGGAAGACACCUCAGGAAACAAACAGCCCACGAAACAGGAAAAAAAGCCAGUGUCAGUGUCCCCAGAGUUUGUAGAUGAAGCUCUGUGUGCAUGUGAGGAGCACCUGAACAAUCUAGCCCACAUGGACAUCGACAAGGACCUGGAGGCCCCCCUGUACCUCAGCCCUGAGGGCUGGUCCUUCUUCCUCCAGCGCUACUACCAAGUGGUCCACGAGGGGGCAGAUCUCAGGCACCUCGACUCUCAGGUCCAGCGCUGUGAGGAUGUCCUGCAGCAGCUCCAGGCUGUGGUACCCCAGAUCAACAUGGAAGGGGAUCAUAACAUCUGGAUUGUGAAGCCAGGAGCCAAAUCCCGCGGACGAGGCAUCACGUGCAUGGACCACCUGGAGGAGGUGCUGAAGCUUGUGGACUGCAACCCCAUGAUGAUGAAGGACGGCAAGUGGGUGGUGCAGAAGUAUAUUGAGCGGCCCCUGCUCAUCUUUGGCACCAAGUUUGACUUGAGACAGUGGUUCCUGGUGACCGACUGGAACCCUCUUACUGUGUGGUUCUACCAUGACAGCUAUAUCCGCUUCUCCACGCAGCCAUUCUCCCUGAAGAACCUGGACAAAUCGGUGCACCUGUGCAACAACUCCAUCCAGAAGCACCUGGAGAAUUCAUGCCAUCGGCAUCCACUGCUGCCUCCAGACAACAUGUGGUCCAGUCAAAAGCUCCAGGCCCACCUGCAGGAGAUGGGAGCCCCAAAUGCUUGGUCCACCAUCAUUGUGCCUGGCAUGAAGGCUGCCGUGAUCCACACGCUUCAGACCUCCCAGGACACCGUGCAGUGUCGGAAGGCCAGCUUCGAGCUCUACGGUGCUGACUUUGUGUUCGGUGAGGACUUCCAGCCCUGGUUGAUUGAGAUCAAUGCCAGCCCCACCAUGGCGCCUUCCACGGCUGUCACCGCCCGGCUCUGUGCUGAUGUGCAAGCUGACACCCUGCGUGUGGUCAUUGACUGGCGGCUGGACCACAACUGUGACACUGGAGGCUUCGAGCUCAUCUAUAAGCAGCCUGCCGUGGAAGUGCCCCAAUAUGUGGGCAUCCGGCUCCUGGUAGAGGGCUCCACCAUCAAGAAGCCCAUGGCCAUGUGUCAUCGGCGGAUGGGGGUCCGCCCAGCACUUCCUCAUCUGCUGACCCAGCGAGGCUCUGGGGAAGGCAAAGACUCGGGGACCCCUACCCACAGGUCAGCUUCUAGGAAAGUUGCUGGGGCCAAGAGCUUGGGGCACACUGAGAAGCCAGACUCCAGUGCCAACACCUUGGCCUCCAGAAAAGAGAAGAAAGGCAAGGCGGAAUGUGCCACAUCCGUAGUCCAACCCAGUCUUCGGAAGUGUUACCCCCCCAGCACCAGCAUGGGCUGCAUUUUCACCAUGACUUUUGCUAGUGGGGAUAGACAACCCUCCCGCUUGAACAGAUUGCCAUUGAGCCCAAAGAACCCCCAGGCCUUGGCCCCUAACCACUUCCCCCGCCUCAACACCAAGGCCCCGCUGCCUUCUCCCCAUGUGCUCCGACCCCAGGGGUUGGGCCUCAGACUGCAGCACAGCAAGCUGGUGGGCUCUAAGGCCCUGUCGACCACAGGCAAGGCCUUGAUGACUCUACCUACAGCCAAGGUUUUGAUUUCUCUCCCACCUAACCUUGAUCUCAAGCUGGCACCCAGCAUCCUGAAGCCACAAAAGCACCUUCAAGGCCCCCAUCCUGGAAGUGCCUUGUCACCUCUGCCCUUUGAAGUCGGAACUCUUCCUAGCACCCAUAGGAAGGUCAAGACCAAAGGCAAGUUCAAGGCCAGACUCUGCAACAAACCCAAAGCAUGCCCUGAGAAGAGACUGAGCCUCCUGGAACCCCUGCCCCUUAUUGAUAUAUUCCAGAGGCCAGGGGGCAUGGGCAACAGGAGGCUAGGGAAGCCCGUGCAUCAGUCCCUACUACCCCUGUCCUGGAUCCAGCACCAAAUAAAAAGCAGCAAGUGAAGUAUUCUGGGCUCCAUUUCUGUUGGAGGGUGAAGAGCAGGUGGGUCAAGACCCUCUACCCCAAGGUCCACAGCAAGAGCUGGAGGCCAUCAACAGCUGCUGUACGCAGCCAGGCCCAGAACUCCCACCUGGUGACAGACAUGGGCUUCCUGUUCAGGGACUCCUAUGGCAUCUCCAAUCCUUGGGUAGGGGUGAGAGGGAUAAGCUUUCAUUUUACUGAUGAGGAAACUGAGUCUGAAAGAGGAGAUGUGGCUUGCCCAAGAUCAUGUGGCAGUGAGAAGGCAGGGACACAUUGCCAGAGCUGCUGACUGCUGGGAGUCCCCCCAGCCCCAGAGAAUAAGCUGGCUGGCAGCAGAAUGACAUCUAAUGGUCACAGACACAGGGGAAAAGGUGGACCUUCCCUAAACCAGCCCUUCUCCAGAUGGAGUAGGUCUUGGUCUCUUCCUCAGUAAGGGGCUAAGGUCACCUAAAAAUGGAAUAUCCAACAAGCUACACCCAUGGUAUUUCCUAGUUGUAGUGGGUUGAACGGUGGCCCCCAAAAGAUAUGUCUUCCUGGAACCUGUGAAUGUGAC